UUAUGAAACGGAUGCGAGAGCAGUCAACUUCCUUGACAACGCUCGUGUACUGUGUAGAGAGAAUUAGCGUUGUGUGGUUGUAUUUUGAGGAAAUCAGGGCUGCUGGCUUUAUAAUAUCUGCUGGUUUUAGAGUACCUAAAUCGAGGAGAUAUGUUUUGAUGAUCCGUUUUGAUUGAUUAUGUUUUUUCGUCAUAAAUAUUUAGCCAUGUAACAUGCUUGCUAACAACGAAUAACUAAAUCGAAUGAGAGCAUGCAGCUUAAUUCCCUCCACUUACGUAGCUGGUAAAAUACUGUAUUCUGUUUGUAACAUUUCCUAAUGUUAUUCAUUUCAUGAAAGUUCGCAGCUCUAUCCCAUUUUCUGGUAAACAAUGGCUGAUUUGCCAUUGUUUCAUGCGGUACGUGUUGGGAUCUUUAUGUUCAUACUUUCGAACCAAAGAGCUGUGGCACAGCCCACGGCAUCCGAAACAACUUCAGCGAAGCCGCCAGAGCUUUGGGUAACCACAAAUGGUUCGGAAGAAUCUGUCACUUCUACUCCCAUGGAAACGGAUACGCGGGCAACGAUCGAAUUUGACACCUUGGUGCCCAGUUCCUUACCAGGUGUCACGCCCGAGGGUGCCUCCAUACCCACCACAGAUCCAGAUAUGACUACAGCUCAGACUACCAGAGACCCAGAUACAAUUCCAACUAAUGAUACAACAGACAUAUAUUUAAUUACGACGGAAGCUACUACAGAGACCAGUAUAAUGCGAAGUGAUGCUAGCACCUCAGUGUGCACAUGUGAUUUGACCCCUGGCUUGUGCGACAUUGGCUGUUGCUGUGAUACCAUUGACUGUGGAACUAAUGACUUAGGUUCUAUCUUUGCUGGUUGUGAGGUUAAACAGAGUUCAGGUGUAUGCAUUGAGAAUUGGCUGAUGUUCAGAGGAAAUGUAGAUCCCACCCUCAUCACUGUCAAUGACACUUUCUUCUGUGUUAGAAAUGGAGAAGAUCAGCUGAAAGACCUGCAGACCUUCCCAGAUGUCUCUCCACUUCCCAGGACUCAGAACCCUUUCUCCUUCGCUCAACAAGAUUCCACACGCCCCAGCACCACAAGCACAGCUUUCUAUAGGGUUGAUGAUUCCAUCCUGACCAAUUUGAAAAGCUCAUCCCUGCUGAGCGUGCUGAGACAGCCUUCACCAGGGACAGCUAGCACGUCCUGUGUGGACCGGAACCCAGCCAGGUUCCUGCACUCCGUCUCCCUCUCAUGUUCUCGUUCAGUGACGGCCUUGUCCUGUCUGGAGGACCCCAGUGUAAAUGCCCGCUCCUACGCUAAUGGCAUCAGCCUACUCAAGGCUCCUGUGCCGCAGAAUGUCUCUAUCCCUAACUUUAUGAUCCCAGUACUUCCACUCUCAGAAUGGCCAGAACCAAUUUUACAAAAUGAUUCCUGUUUGAAUGUGGUGUCAAAGGUGGAGUUUACUGUUGGGUACACAAGUGGCGGGGAGCUUACCAAGGCAACAGUGAACGUGACCCUCGUGACCACCAGACUAAACACAGUGCUGUUGCAAGACCAUGCUGUACGUUACCUGUUGGCCUCACCUUCACCCACCCCUGGACCCUCCCGUGCAAUAGGAUUACCCUCAGAAGCUCCAGUGAUCGGUCGGUUUGGUGGUAACAUCCUUCCUCUGACAGUACAGGGCCCGUCUCAGGGAGGACAGUGCUCUAGUCUGCCUGAUGCCCGAAGACCAGUCCUUCUCACACACAACUAUUUCACUGGUUGCUCCUUCAGCUCUCUGUCAGACAACUGUUAUGAGCUACAAUCUCAACUCUUUGGCAUCCUACAGGGGGCAGCAAGCCCUGAAGUAGUGGCCAUGAACUCAGGCAGCCAGCCAAACUGGACAAGAGUCAUUGUGCAAAACUGCUCUCGCACUCCAUCGGACUCCUGUGAGUCAGGCUGUCUUGUACCCCUCUCCCUCUCUGUCCAGCUGCUCUGGGCUCGGCAAGGACUCCUGUCUUUACCACAGAAUCAAAUAUUAGGAGCAAAAUUUAUUUUCCGAUGUCAGAACGUAAAGUGCCCUCUGACCUCUCCACUGACGGUUACAACUGAGGUGACAUUCUCUGACACCACCGGUUACCCAGAAUCCCCCAGAGGCAAGCCAGAGCCACAGUGGAAAUUCCCUUUUGGGUUUUUUUCCCGAGGAGCAGAGGAGCAGGACGCCGGACUUGUGACAAACCACUGUGAACAUGAGGGGGCAGCAUGGGGCAUUCUCUGCUUUUUAACUUUUCUACUGUCAGUGAUACUGUAGAAUUUUGACCUCAUACCAAUCACUACAGUCAUGAUACUCCCACUGAGUACAGAGUGUAUAGCUCUUAGUUUCCCCCA
Messenger RNA from Anguilla rostrata (American eel), 2356 nucleotides. Its product is annotated as tectonic-3-like. The transcript has 14 exons. Lineage: Eukaryota; Metazoa; Chordata; Actinopteri; Anguilliformes; Anguillidae. Gene Ontology annotation, biological process: smoothened signaling pathway; cilium assembly. The record is from RefSeq and is a predicted model, not a curated record. The coding region runs from base 369 to 2279 and encodes 636 amino acids.